UGUCCAAUCUAUGCAAUUAGUGCUAAUUCUAGCCAAUUAAACCUCAUUAUUGUGGGCGGUUUCUCCUGAUGAGAGCACAUUGGCAGAAUGUCACGCCACACAUGGCCAACAGAAAAUAGUUUUUCCAGAGCCAAGCAAGGCAUCCAUCGGCGCAGACGGCCCUCCCCCCAAUCAUCAAAAUGCGAUGUCGAAUCUAGGCGUCUGUAAGAAUUCUCGGGAUCACGUGGUAUUAUUUUCCGUGCCAUUUUGAAGUGAGUGUAACCCCACGUCCCCAAGACUCUCGCAAUCCCCUUCUACCAAUAAGAUGUCUGGCAAACGAAAGGCAAUUCCUCGGGCAGAAAUAGAGGGCAUGGCUGACCUACUGGCCAAAAACGCACGCCUCAACGACCCGCUUCCGACUGACACCGACUUUUCGACGGAGGAGUCGGAGGGGGUUCAAACCCAGGUAGUGCUAUAGGCCCACAAGUACGACGCUUGCGAUAACUAACGGAUGGGAGUUAGCUCAGUGCUCUUGCCAUCCUCCCGGACGCAGACCUGGCCCCCAUGUACUUCGCGUUCUCCGCAAAACACCUCGCCGUGCUCGUCAAGUCGCUUCACGCGCUGAACCGCGCGACGCAGCGCAAGGCGGUGUCGACCUACAUCCAGAUCCUCUCGCUGAUGCCCGACCCGAAGGUGAACGCGUACUUCCGCCGGCUCCUGUGCUCGCCGGGCGCAGCGGGGCUGCCGACGCUCGUCGCGUCGCACAUCGUGCAGGGCAUCGACUGGAUGCGCCCGUCCGGGCCCGGCCAUCUCUGCACGCUGCUCAUUCACCUGCUCUUCUGGUGCGACACGCGCAUGGGCGACGACGAGCGCGCGUCGAUCGACAAGACAACGCGCGAGCAGCUCGCGGCGAUGCUCCAGGACCUCAUCUCCCGGCCCGAUAUCGCUCGUCUCCCGGAGCUCCAGCGCGUCGAGCUGCAAAGGCUCGCGGGGAUUCUCAACUGCGUGGAGAACAUGCCCGGCAACUACUACCUGAAGUCGAAUAGGGACUAUCUGGAGGGACAGAUUCCCGGGCAGGAAGAGUGCGUUGUCUGCAUGGACGAGUCGGCCGAGAUGCUCUGCUCGCAGUGCAAGUCGGUGCGGUACUGCAGCAAGGAGUGUCAAAUGAAGGCUUGGAAGGCGGGGCACAAGCAAAAUUGCUGGAAGAUGGUGGAUGAGAGUGGAAACGACUUUUCGUCGGCGUAGCUGCUGAGAUGUGAGUCUUCUUGUAGUGCGGAAGCGCGAUACAUGACCAAUACCAUGAGUUCCACACAAGGCUUCUGAUUUGAUGAAGACUGACGUGAUUUUACGUGAUUAUUGUGCGACAUUUCUAUUGUCACAAGCCUCAGUCUCUCGGGGCCUC
Molecule: messenger RNA, 1381 nt
Organism: Phanerochaete carnosa HHB-10118-sp
Lineage: Eukaryota; Fungi; Basidiomycota; Agaricomycetes; Polyporales; Phanerochaetaceae
Exons: 1
Coding region: 544-1224 (226 amino acids)
Source: RefSeq, a predicted model, not a curated record